Molecule: messenger RNA, 19780 nt
Organism: Phlebotomus argentipes
Lineage: Eukaryota; Metazoa; Arthropoda; Insecta; Diptera; Psychodidae
Gene: Lpt
Product: histone-lysine N-methyltransferase 2C
Exons: 24
Coding region: 1-18765 (6254 amino acids)
Biological process (GO): positive regulation of transcription by RNA polymerase II
Cellular component (GO): nucleus; MLL3/4 complex
Molecular function (GO): transcription coactivator activity; histone binding; histone H3K4 methyltransferase activity
Source: RefSeq, a predicted model, not a curated record
AUGGACGCGGAGGAAGUGAUCAUGGACGAGGAGUUCGAAGAGGGCUCCGAAGAGGAGGGCGAUCCUGAGUUCCCCGAAUACGAUCCGCCGUCCACGCAAGCCUCGUCCGGUAACGCUGACGCCCUGCAGCCGCUCGGCAGUCAACUUACAAGCUGGCUUCUUGCAGGUCCAGCGUCAACGCCGACGUCCUGCACAUCGUCACCACCCAUUUUGGCCGAUGAUCCGGCAUCACCGAAUCGCGGGCUGUUCCUGAGCGGACAGGCAAUGCACAUGCACCAGUUCUCUGGCAGUGGCAAACCGCCGGCCAUCCGGAGGGGCCCCGGGAGGCCACGCAAGGAAUAUCCGCCCAGCAUUCGUCUCACCAAAGACAAUCGCCUUGUCAAGCGAGGAAGUAGCGGCGUGCGAGGCGUGGCGAAGAGGAAGUACUUCCAGUCCGGCUCCGCUGUGGACAUUCUGGCGCAGCUGGGAAUCCACCAGGCGUCCGAUGGUAGUGUUAAUUUCAUGAACUCAAGUGGCCUUCUGCAGCAAUCGAGCGCAGUGACGACGAGCGUCGUGACGGCGACAACUUCCUCAUCGAUGCCGUCAACGCCGACCCAAGAGGAGCCCUCGACACCUUCCACGGCCGCCUCGACGCCAACAAACAAUCCGCCGUCGCUGGAUCCUGAGCAAGGAAUCGUCUUGAGUGGCGGCAGCGAUAAGCUGAUGCAGCCGCCCGAGGAGCCGCCGUAUUUCCCGGAAAAGUGGCCGGGCAAGUUUUGUGCCUUGUGCAAUUUGGGUGAGCGCAGUCAAUUGGGACAGGGUGAAAUGCUGCGCCUGGAGCUGAGCGCCGAAGAGUCGGAGAAGGUGCCCAUGGCCACCACACCGACGUCUGACGACAAGGAUUCGGCCGGACCGCUGCCGCAGUUGAGCAACAGGCGGCAGAAGGGGCUGAACAAGUGCAAGAAUCCGGUGAUGACGUCGGAGUAUGUGGACGAGCUGGAGAAGAUUGGGCAUGUGGAUCAGGUGGAGUUCGCCAAUCUCUUCGACGGUGCCAGCUUCUAUGUGCAUCGCUCGUGUGCAAUCUGGUCAAUUGGCGUGGCGCGUGACGCUUCGGGUACACUGAGCAAUGUCGGCGCCGUGAUCGCCCAGAGUCUCAGCCGGAAGUGCUCGUUCUGCUCGCGCUUCGGCGCCAGUGUCAUCUGCAAGAUGUCGUGUCCGAAGGUUUUCCACUUCCCAUGCGUGGCCGCAUCCGGUGGCUUCCAGAUCGUUCAGACGUACAUAUCCUUCUGCAAGGAACACUUGGGACAAGUGCCUCUAGUCUGUACUGAAGACAUCAACUGCAGAUCGUGCUCAGGUUUGGGCGAUGUCUCGAACUUGAUGAUGUGCUCAAUGUGUGGCGAUCAUUAUCACGGGACUUGCAUUGGUGUGGCGCAACUUCCGGGCGUUCGCGCCGGAUGGCAAUGUCAAUCUUGUCGCCACUGCCAGAUUUGCCGGCUGCCCGAUGCCACAGAGGGACGCUCUCUUGCCUGUGAGCAAUGUGACAAGAUCUACCAUGCGCAGUGUCUUCGGCCUGUCAUGACGUCGAUUCCGAAAUAUGGCUGGAAAUGUCGUUGUUGUCGCGUGUGUUCUGAUUGCGGAUCACGAACGCCUGGAGCGGGAACGUCAUCACGAUGGCAUUCGCACUACACAGUUUGCGAUUCGUGCUAUCAGCAGCGCAAUAAGGGAUUCAGCUGUCCAAUUUGCCAUCGAGCGUACCGAGCGGCAGCAUAUCGGGAGAUGGUGAAGUGCAGCUUGUGCAAUAAAUUCGUUCACAACACGUGCGACUCGGAUGCCGAGUUGUCGACAUACCAUGCGAAGAAGGAGACAAAUCCGGACUAUGAGUAUGUGUGUCCGCCGUGCAAGCAAUUAGCACAGAAUGGCCGCAUGGUGGCGGCGAUGCGGCGAGCGAGCAGCAUCGACGAAGACAGCAUGUCGGCGUCGCAGGAGAGUCUGUAUGCGGAUGAUGCGGAGAUGUGCGAGACGGCGGGCGGCAGUGGCGCCAAUGGUGGCGGUGAGAAGGUAGUCACGCCGAAGACGAGUCCCGUCGUGAGUAGUUACCCGAAAUGUCUCUUUCAGCUGAAUUCUGACUAUGGCCUGGGCAAGGGGAAGCCCUACGCUGCUACAAAGAUAGCGAAGAAGCGCCUCGGCCUGUCGGGAUUCACGCAAAUGGGUCGGCCGAAGGGUGGCGGCAAGUUUGGCCUGCAGAAGCGUCUGCGGUACAAUGAGUUGUCACGCAAGCGUGGCCCUAAGUCAAAGAUGAGGGGCAUUUUCGGUGUGCCUGGGCUGGGAUUGCAGCGACCCACGUCGGAUGUGGCGAGCAAGAUUGACGAGGAGCCAGGCAUUGAGAAUCGCCUGGUGCUGUGCUCGGCAAAGGACAAGUUCGUGCUGACGCAGGACAUCUGCGUGAUGUGCGGUGCCAUUGGGACGGAUCAGGAGGGGUGUCUGAUCGCGUGCACGCAGUGCGGCCAAUGCUAUCAUCCGUACUGUGUCAAUGUGAAGGUGACGAAGGUGAUCCUGCAGAAGGGCUGGCGAUGUCUGGACUGCACCGUGUGCGAGGGCUGUGGUCAGCGCAACGAUGAGGCGCGACUGAUAUUGUGUGAUGAGUGUGAUAUCUCAUAUCACAUUUACUGCAUGGAUCCACCACUCGAUAUCGUCCCGCAUGGCAAUUGGAAGUGCCGUUGGUGUGCCAUUUGUCAAAAGUGUGGCACCAACGAUCCAGGUUUCAACUGCUCGUGGAUGAAUAGUUACUCAGAGUGUGGUCCGUGCGCCAGUCAGUCGAAUUGUCCAUCGUGCGGUGAUGCAUAUGCCGAGGGUGAACUGAUUAUACAGUGCACACAGUGCGAGCGUUGGCUGCACUGCAACUGUGACGCAAUACGCACGGAAGAGGAGGCGGAGAGGUGCUCUGAGGAGGGAUACACGUGCGUUCUCUGUCGUCCACGUGAUAUUCCGCCGCCGCACCAGCAGCCGAAGGCGCAGCAGCAACAGGGUGGCUUCAGCAGGAGCUUGUCGCUCACCACCAAGAGUCCGGAUGGCAGCGAUGCUGGGCCAAUUCUGGCGCUGGAUGGAAAUCACUAUGUCGACGGUGUGUGCCUGAGUGAGCACGGAUUGGCGCAGAUCAAGUCACUGCAGCUGGACAGUGCGCGAAAGCGUCGACCGAAGCACAAGGUGAAUGUCGAUCCGACGAUUGCGGACAAAGAGGCGGGCAUUCUGGCGGCCAUUGAGUCAGUGGUGGCGGGCAGCAGUCACGAUAAUUCGCUGGAGGACGUGAAGGUUGAACCACUGGAUCCGAAGGAGGAGGCUGAGAUCUACAAGGACGGCAUGGUGUGGGAUCGCGCCGACGCGAGUCCACCCGAGGGAUUCACGCUGUACACCACGGAGCAGGGUACAGUGGUGUUGCGGAAAAAGCGCCAGAGGAAUCUGCAAAAGCUGGGCAUUGGUGGCUUCAAUGUGCGCAAUCGCACGCUGAAGAGUCUGAGCAACAAGGAGACGUUCGAGGGUGAAGACAUCACGGAUGGCAUGGUGCCACAGGCGGAGGCGAGUGACAAGAAGAAGAAGACAAUCAGGCGGAAGCAGAAGAGCAAGCUGAUUGAGACAUAUCCGAGUUAUCUGCAGGAAGCGUUCUUCGGGAAGACACUGUUGGACACGAGUAAGACGAAGUUUGAGUCAAGCAGCAGUGAUGACGAGGCGAAGAGCACAGUGUCGGAUGACAAGACCAUCAAGCUGUCCAUGGAGGAGUUGAAGAUGAUUGAGGCGAUGCGAACGAAGCAGCAACAGCAUCAGCAGAUGAUGGAUGAGCAGAAGACGAGGCAGUUGAGUGUGUUGAAUCAGCAAUCACAGGAUGGUGCGCAGGCAAUUCAGGCGGCGGUUCAGCAGAAUGCUGCUCCAUCACUGACGAAGCAUGCGCCGGCGCAGGCUCAAGUACCACAAGUGGCGGCGGCGGCGGCAACAGUGAAGAUGGAGAUCAUGCAGACGCCAACAACGUCUAGCACAGCAAGCAGUGCUGACAGUUUAAAGGACAUUCUGCCGAGGGAUUUGUUGGACUCCGAUCUGGUGAAUACUAUCAUGAAUGAGGAGAGAGAUUUGAGUAAGAACGCAGACAAUUUGGAUGAAAUCACGGAAAAUGUGGGGGAAAUGCUGUCGUCAUCGCCCUUCAAUUUGGACUACGUUGAGGAGAUCUUCAAGGGUGUUCUUACGGAUGAAUCUCAGGAGUCACAAGAAUUGCUGUUGACGUCGAGUGGUGCCACGAGUUACUCGUCGACAACAACUCAACACACAUCAAUGCAGCAGCAAGGGCAGCUUCACGCGGGAAAUGUGCAGAAUCCGCAGCAGAUGCCGAUGCAAGUGGGCAUGAAUAUGCUUGGCGGCGGUCAAGUAGAUACGACGACGUCGCAGCAAUUGCAGCAGACGAUGAGUAUGCAGCAGCCACAGUCGACGAUGACACUGCUGAAUCAACAAGCAAAUGGUGGUCAACAGGGACAGGCGAUGCCACAGAACGUGAUAGUGCGUUCUGCGGCGAAUCAACAGCAGCAGCACAUGGGGUAUCCAAAUAUAUCAUAUAACCAUUACAACUAUCGAAGCAAUCAAUUCGGUCCAGUGUACACAGAGCCAAUGCAGCAGCAGCAAUCUCAAUGGGGACAACCAAUUCAAUCUGGCAUACAAAGUAUGGAUACGACAAUGGGAAUGCCUGUUACUGAUGAUUCGCUCGCUAUUGUGCCGACGCCGGCCACAAACAAUCAGAAGACGUCCGAUAGAAUGAGACAAGAUGAGAUUUUAGGCGAAAUGGCGACAAUUUCGGCAGUGUUGUAUGCCAACAUGAAUCAUCCGGAGUUAAAGACGGAGUUUCCCAAUUGGACGGAUCGCUUUAAGCAGAUACUGAAGAAGUGGAGGGCUCUGUCGACGGAGAAUAAGCAACCAUUUCUGCAGAAGGCGCGAGAUAAUCGUUCGGCGCUGCGUAUGAAGAAGGCACAGCAAGUUCCCUCAAUGUCACCCAAGGAUAGCCAAGUGCACCAGACGAGCGGCAGCACUGCAGGAAGUGCCGCGAUGCUCAGUGCCAUAGCGUCAGAUGGUAGUUCAGAGGCGUCAAGUGGGGAUUUAAUGGUGCAACAGCAACAGCAAAUGCAGUCGCGUGUUGGUGGCGGACAGGCACAGGGUCAUCAGCAGCCGGCGCAGCAACAAGCGGCGGCCGCGGCGGCGCAUCAUCAUCAAAUAUUAGAGGUGCACGGAAAUUGUGGGGAUGGCAAAAAUGAAUUACUAGAUGAAUUAACCGCAUCAACUACACAAACUAAUACAAAUGUUCAUAGUGCAUCAAAUAACACAAAUAACUCCUCCUCUAAUGUCAUACCAAAUGUAAUGUCCUCAAGUCAAGAGACACCGCCAAAGAGCACCCCCACGGACUCCCCGUCCUCCACACCCGCCACCACGUCCUGUGCCGCCGCCGCGUACGGCGGCUACGGUUCCCAAAGUUUCCAGCAACAUGUAAAUUCGGUAGAGCCGCUGUUUGAUGGUAGUGUUCAAAGUAGCAAUAGUAAUAGUCAAGUAGAAGAACUUGCGAUACCCACGACAACAUCCGCCUCGAGUCCGGCCAGUACGAUGGACAUUGAUUUGGGCUCGACGACAUCAUCGAUAUCGUCAUUGAAUGAGCCUGACGAGCAAGUUGAGACGACAACAAGUCAAGUGAUGACAUCCACAACGGCGGCAGAAGUGACGAGAACAACAGUGAGUCACACGGCGCCGACAAUUGUGCAUUCAUUCGCGAAUGCGGCCAACAUUGCCAAUAGUUUCAUCAACAUCUCCAAUCUGACGAGCAGCAGCAAUCUGAACAUCACACCAAUGGCUGCAGCUGUGCUGCCCGUGGCGCAAACGACAGCGGUGAUGGCGAGUGUGGCGAAGCAGUCGUUCAGCACGAACUUGAUCGUGUCACAGCCCGUGACGCACUUCAUGAAGGCCCUGACUCUGGGCGGUGGCGCAAAGAGUGGCAUUUUCGUGCCAAAUGUGAUUGCCACGAACAUCUCGCCGCAAUUCACGGUGCAUCAUCAUCAUCCGCAGCACUAUGGCGUGCACCAUCAUCAUCACGGCGCUGGUGGACCGGCGCCGAAUGUCACUGUGAAUCCCAAUGGGAAUUUCAACACGAAUCCCAACUCGGCACUGCGUUCGGGCACUUUUCACGGUCAAUUUAGGCCAUUUCUCCACCACAACACACUGAGCAUCACGGGGAAUCUGCAUCAUCCGGUCUCUGGUGCCAUACAGUCGCCAAUCUUGGCGGCUCAGCUGCAGACAAUCAAUCAGAUAGCCACGAAUCAGGCGCAGCAGCAACAGCAUCACGGGAUGAUGCAAGAGCAGUCGCAGCAGAUUCAGACUUCUGGCACGAAUACUAUCAUUCACUAUCCCACGUCGAAUAUUGUGAUGCAGCAGCACACGAGUGGACAAUUUGUGCAUCACUUGGAGCGCACGCCGUCACGCUCGCAGAGUCCGGCGUACAGUCAACAGGCGGCGAAGCAGUCGAUGGAAGGCGGCAAUCGUGCUCAGUACUUCAACAUCAGCAAUGACCAGCAGAUACGCGUGCUGACGCCGUCGGAGAUCAUGCGAACGCUGCCGUCGCUGCCCAAUCAAGAUCUGUCCACGAGCUAUGACACAACGCCGGCGAUUUCGCAUCAAGUUUCGGUGAACACGGCCGCGGUCACGAUGACGAGUGCAGCGGUGGUGGUGACGAAGGAGUCACACAAUGUACCGAUGAUGAAUAGCAAACCAUUUGCACGCAAUGGUUCUUCUUCUUCCACUAUUACUACGCCCGAGAACGCUACUUUGACACCAACCAGCUCUACGUUGAACAUUUUGACUUCUUGCUCAUCCCCAAUCAUAUCAGCUUUCUCUUCUUCUUCUACCAAAAAUUCACAAACACCACCCUCGACUCCGAACACCACGACUUCUUCGUCCACGUCAAUUUUGCAUCAAACGGAUCAGGAAAAGAUCAAUGCUCAGCAGAAGACAAUUCGUGAGCAAGAGCAGGAGCGCCAGUGGAAGCUUUUGCAGGCGACACGAGCGCGAGAGCAGCAAAUGCAGCAACUGGUCAUCCACAAUCAAGGCGGUCAAGACGCUUCUCUGCAAUUACAAGUGUCGACGCAUAAUGACGGCAAUUCCAUUGGCCCGAUGGCGAGUCCUUCGCCGACUUCGCGCCAGAUGACGAACUUUGUGACGCCGUCAGCCAAGGGAAGACCAGGAGUUCUGCCCACGAAUGUGAAUUCGCAAGGAUAUCCGCAUGCCGGGAUGACGCGACCGGUUUCGGUGCAGAUUCCGCGCGGUCAGCAGCAAAUGGCGCGCAUGACGCAGAGUCCUUUCUCGCCACAAUCGCAAGCAUCGCAAUCGCCACACGAUCAAUUUCCCAGUUCGCCUGUGCCGCAGGGCAUGGACUCGUUCUCCAGGCCGCCUUCAGAAGGCUCGCAACAGGACCAGUUCAUUCUGUCACCACAAGCGAACAGAUCUUUUGGCCAUCAGAGUCCGAAUCCGGCGCCAAAUCGUAGUCCAGCCUAUGUUGGUCAACAGCCGAGUGUUCAGGUGCCGGCGAAGCAGAUUCGCCUCAACAUCGACAACACUGGAUAUGCUCAUGCGCCGGGAACGCCGCGUCCGGCGGCCAACACAAACAUCAUGAGGUCGACAGUUUAUGCCACUCGACCGCUAUUCAGCGGCAAUCAGACAUCACCAUUCACGUCGCCGCGUUCUGACACAUUCCAAGGACAGCCGGCACAAGUUCAGCCGCCGCAACCCUAUCAGCAGCCGCAGGCACAGCAACAGCAGCAGCCAGAAGGGAAUAGACAGCUGCGCGAUCUGCUGCAGCGCCAGCAAAUGGUCACGCCGAACAGCACGGGAAUGGUGUCGCCGCAGCACGUGCAGUCGCCACAGGCGCAGAAUCCGCCGCAGUCGCCACGCUGGGGAAUGGAGGCGGUGGACGAGCAGAGCCUGAAUGCUGGACAACAACAGCAGCAGACACCGGACAACAUCACAUUCCGCCAGCCACUGCCGCCGGGACUGACGUCGCGGCCGCAGCGCAUGCAAUUGGCCACCGGACCGGUGCUGGUGCGGCCGGGACAGCAACAGCUGCAGCCGCAAGUGUCGCUGACCAAUCAAAUUGGCAAUGCGCGGCUGACGCAAAUCUCGGCGGACAUGCGACAGAGGAUGAUAAGGCCGCAGGUUGUGACGAGUGUGAUUGCGUCGAAUCAAACGUCGCAGAUGAUCAUGACGCAGCAGUCAAACAUUAUUCAGCAAGGCGGGAUCAUGCAGCAAUCCCAGGCGCACCAGCAGCAACAGCAGCAGCAGCAGCAGCAACAGUUUGGUGUGCGGAAGAUCGAUCACUAUGGGCAGUUGAUGGUGAAUCAAGCCGUGAGUGGGCAGAAUCAGAUGCAGCAGCAGCAGCCGGGAAUGGCACAAAGUGCGCAGGAGCAACAGAAUGUGUCUCUGCUGGCGCACAAGUUGGAUAGGAUUCAGCCGGCGGGCAAUAUGAUGGGCGGCGCGUCUGAUGAGGCGCCUGAGAUUCCGGACAAUGUCACGGCGGAGCUGGAGAAAUUGGAGCAGGAAGAGGGUGGCGGAAUGGGUGAAGUUGAGGGUGUUGGUGACAUCCUUGGCGGCCUGGGUGAUGAUGAUGAGGAGCUGCUGGUGUCGCUGACAGCGGAAAUGGGAGCAGAUUUCAAUAUUCUCGAGUAUGCCGAUCCGGAAUUGGAUACACUCAAUGACGGUGAGAAGGCGAACUUGCUGGACAGUUUGGAGUUGGACGAGGAGACGGAAAAGGAUGACAAGCCAGGGAAGAAGGAGUUGCCCGAGAAGGAUGACACACGAUCAACAUGUGAAGAGACUCCGACGACAAAUAUUGUCUCGCAAUCCGAGACGAUGACGAUGAGUGGCGGCGGCAACGGUGGUCAGAACAUUGCCAUGAGUAGUGCCAUGCAAAUGCCACCACAAAUGCAUCAGACAACACAGGCGGGACACAAUGCGUCGAGCAUGAUGCCUCAGAUGUCUCAGUCGCAACAAAUUCAGCCACAGCAGAGCAUGGUGCUGGACAAUAGUCAGCAAUUGCAUCAGCAGCAGAGGAUUCAUCAGCUGAAGAUCCUUCAGCAGCAACAGCAGCAGCAGCAACAACAACAGCAGCAGACUCAAGUGACACACCAGAUUAUACCGGCAAAUUUGCAACAGAUUCAGCAACAAAUGCUUCAGAAGGUACAACAAGCGGCCGCGAUGGGAAAACCAAUGCAAGUUGGCACACAAUUGAUGUCCAAUGGAGCAAUUGGUAUUGUCACAGCCAACAAUAAUGUCCAAGUCAGCUUUCCUGGCUUAAUGAAUCGCAAUGGACAACAAUUGGUGACGCAGCAUCGGCUGCAGGCGCUGAGAAUGCCGGCACCUGGCCAGGAUCACCCUGGACAGCAGCAGGCGAAUCAGGGCACGCGCAUGAUCUUGCAGCAGCAGCUGCAGCAGCAAUCGACUCAGGUGAAUCGUAUCGCGAUGGCGAACACGCAGGCUCAGGCGCAGGGACAGAUCAAUCAGCCGCCGCCUCCGCCUUAUCCCGGGCCGCCGCCUCCGUAUCCGGGCAGCGCGCCGGUGCAACAGCCGCCGGCGAAUCAGCAUACUUACUUUCGGUUUUUGAUAAUAAUCGCUAAAAAGAAAGAGAUACAAAAUAAAUUUAAAUAUACACAUGCGAAACAGUUUUACCCUCCGUAUCAAUCGAUGCCUACAUCGGGAAUAAUGCCAAGCACCGGGUAUCAUCAGCAUAAUGUUGCACAUCGUCGGUCUUUGCUGUUACAGGAACAGCCACUCCUGUUGGAAGAUUUAUUGGAGCAAGAGAAGCGCGAACAGGAGAGACAGCAAAUAACAUCCACAAUAGCGAAUGUACAAUCUAAUACACAAAUUAAUCCUGGAAUGAUUGAUGAUCAAAAUUACCAGAGAGUUCCGGGGGAUCUUUUCAGUGGCAAUGCACAGACCACAACAGCGCAAGGACUAUUGUCUAUGCAACAACAAACAUCACAGCAACAGUCGCAAGGGAUAAAGCCACAAUUCAUGCCCAGAGGCAUGAAUCAGACACAAUGGCGACCGACAAAUCCUGCACAAGUGGUGCAACAGCAAUUGCCGAGUCCUGGAACGCCAAAUCCAGCGAAUGAUCCGGCGGGCAUUCGACGCGACAGCACCGGUGCCAUUCAGCUGUUCAUUGCCAAUCUGCCACCACAGCCGCCGCUGCCGCCCGAGACGAUUGUCACGGAACAGGAUAGGCAGAUGCAGGUGGCGUACGAACAGUGGCUGACGCAGCAGCACAAUGUCCUGGCUGAACAGCUGAAGUACUAUGAAACUGAAGUGACGAAGCUGCGGAAAGUGAAGAAGAGCUUGAACAGCAAGCAGAGACAGAUCAAGAAGCAGGGCCAGGAACUCAGUGAGAGCGAUGCGAGAGAUUUGGCUAAAGUGACAACAGAGCAGAAUAUCGUGCAAAAACAGCUUGAGAGUGCGAGAAAGCAGGCGAGACAGCAUUCAAUGGUGAUACAGGAUUACAAAGGGAAACAAAUGUCGAAGAUGCAAAAUCAAAUCAUAUCACCAAUUGGAACAUUGCCUGGCUCUUCGCCGGCUCACAUUGCACCGCAGUCGCCAAUAACAUCCCCAUCGCCAGGAUCACAGCAAAUCCUUCAGACGACUGGACAAUCGCCGCUGAGCAAUCAAAUGGUGCAAAGUCAUCAGAGUCCACUGCACUCGCCCAGUCCGUUGAUGUCUUCCCAAUCGCCUGGGCCGACGAGUGUGAAUUCGAUCAUGCAAAGUCCCAGCAAUCAGCAGAACUCCAUGUCGCCGUACAAUACGAUGCAGCCGUCGCCGAGGAUUGGAACGCCGCUGUCACAGGUGGAUGAGUGUCCGUUCAGUCCCAAUAAUCCAGGUCCGUCGCCAACUCCAUCGAUUCCUGGGCGAUUGACGUCGCCGCAGCAUCGAAUGGGUGCGCCAAAUAUUCCCGGUGGGCGAAUUGUCACGAGUCCCGGCGCUCCGUAUCAGCAGCAGCAACAGCAGCAGCAGAAUAUGAUGGCCCAAGGGCAGAUUUUACAGGCCGGUCAACAACAACAGAAUCGUUUUGUGCGACCGCAAAUCAUGACGAUGCAAACUGCCGACGGCAUAAUGCGGCCCCGGAUUGUGUUCAGCCAGCAACAGCAACAGCAGCAGCAACAGCAGGUGAUGAGACAGAAUUCGGCGGGCUACAAUUCACCGCUGGGCAGUCCACAGCCGACGAUUAAUCAAGGUGGCAAUCAGCAGGCGAUUGAUCACAUGCACAAUCAGAGGACGAUGCAAUUGGUGCAGCAGAGGCACUUGAUCCAGCGCCAGCAAAUGCUGCAGCAGCAACAGCAACAGCAGCAGCAGCAGCAACAGCAGUACAAGCAAGGCAAUGCGCAGCAGCAACAGCCGCCGUCGCCUAUGCUCGGCCAGGCCAUCAAUCCACCAUCUCCGAUGGCGAGGGGCGGCGGCAUGAGUCAGUUCGGGAAUGUCAAUCAACCCAUGCAAUCGCCAAUCAUGCGGCGCCCACCGAGCACGGGCGGCGUGACGGCGAACUCUCCUGUUGGCGCCGAGAGGCCGCAGAGUGUGGAGAAUUCACCGCGGCACAUGUACUUGCAGCAGCACAGCGACGCCGGUGUGGAUGGUUCAGGAGGGAAUUCCGGUGGCGGCGGCGGCGGUCACAGCAUGAACAAUCCGAUUCCACUGCCGGCGUCCUUUGGGCGAUUUGGAUAUAUAAAGCUGGGUCUGCGCGGCGGUGCGCCAAUGUGGAGUUACGGCUCGAAGCGCAUGCCGACACCAUCGUCAGCCGGUCAGAGUGGAUCUGGUGGUGACAAGCAGAUAGCGUCCACAUCAGGUGGUGUUGUUCAGGGUGUGCGAAAGGAGGCGCACAUGAAUCGCAUCUCGAUAUUGAAGAAGAAGAAAAAGGUGACGGGAUUGCCGCAUGAUUUGGUGAUCAAGAGCAAGGCGCUGGAGUUUGGUGAGUUGGAGGACAGCUCGAAUACGCCACCAGAGAGUCCACUGCACGGCAAGGGAAAGAUUCCGCCACCGGGUGAGGGAGGAGGACGAAAGGAUGAGAUUGUGGUGAUUGACAGCAGUCCGGAUGAGAAGCAGAGGAUCAUGGAUUAUGAUGAUGACAAUGACAAGGCGGUGGUGGCGACAGAAGUGUCGUUGAGUGCGGCUGCUCAAUCUGUUCCGGACACAGAUGAUAUUUCGGUGAUUGAGUCACUGGCGCCGACAGAGUUUGAUGCCAUUGUGUCCAGUCCACUGGAGUCUGAGGUGACGGAGGAGUAUGUCCUGUUUGCGCCUGACAUGGUGGUGGACUAUGCGGACAGUGAUGACUCGAUGAAGCACACUUCCAUGUCUCAUCUGCCGAAGACGGUGAUCUCCGAUGAGGACAAGACGCUGGAGUUGAUCGCGAGUCCUGGAGAUGACUUUGUGCGCACGGAAGAUAGCGAUGAUGAGGAGGCGGAGAAGGAGAAGAGUGGCCAGUUCUCGGAGGAACAUUUCACGACUGGCGAUGAGGACAUGAUGUCGAUGGGUUCGGAGAUUGUUAUCAUUGGAUCGGACAUGAAGAGUCCGGAGGAGCAAAUUGUCACCACGAGUGAUGUUCUGGAUGUGAUUCUGGGAUCUGGGAAGGAAGCAAAGCCGGCGGGUGGACCAAGUUCACCGCGCGCAGAGUCGACGUCUGCUGAGCAGGUGAGCAAGCAGGUGAGUGCCGUGGGCAUGACAAGUGCCAGUGCAGUGGUGAAGAAGGGAUCUCCGGUAAUCACGUACUCUUCGCGUUUGCCCGUGACGUCGGCAUUGAUGAGCAGCCGGCCAACAAGUGGUCAGAUGACAGCUGUGUCGGUGCACAAGAAGCUGAUGAAGGAUGUGACGCAAACGACGGCAAUUGUGUCGAUUGGCAAUACGACAAUUUCCGUGCCGGUGCUGAAGAAUGUUCCGCUGCCGCACAACAAGGCGACGACAACAGUUGGUGAUGGCCAAGCGGGUGGACACGCGGCAAGUGGAAAGGGGAAAUUGCUGGCAAAAUCGCCGAUAAGUGUGAAAUUGCCAAAAUCGAUGAUCACAAUGGGUGGCCAUAAACUACUCAGUCCAGCUUCUAUUGUCACAAUCUCGUCACUAAAUCUCGGCCAGAGUUCUUCGUCGUCGUCGCACAAUAAAGUGACAACAGUGGCGCAAAUUACGCAGAAAUCACCAUCGCCAGUUACAGUUGCUCAACAACAAUUGGUUUCGGAGAAAAUGCUUGAGCGUCUGGCCACAAAAUCAUCAUCAUCCAGUCUUGUCUAUUCAAAGUUGUCAUCGUUGACGGUGAAUCAGGACGCUUCGUUGCCACACAAAAUAUUUGAGGAUGAAUCUGUGUCGCCAGACAGCUCGAUAGAGCACGAUGAUCCAGAUUUGGCGUCGCCAGAGCACAAAGUGGAGUUUCACAGUGUUGCCGAUGACAUGGUGGACGACAUGAAGAUGAUGAGCAGUGAUAAAGGGACGGAAAAUGCAACUGCAGACGCUAAAGAUGUUACCAGUGAAGCAGUGGUGAAAGAUCAGGUGGACAAUAAGGAGGAGAUUGAUGAGAUCAAAGAGGUGAAAGAUGGUAAAACUGGAGGGGAAUUAAAGCAGAAGCAAAAUGUUAUUCCCUUCCAUGUGAUUGUCAAAUCACGCGAUUCACCGCGAAGUCCCAAAUUGUCCACGGCGAGUCAGCGCAAUAUCUCAACAAUGCCUCAACUCUCUCCGCUGUCGCAGCCGACGGAAAUGGCGACAAACAUGCAGAAUGUGUCGCAAGAGGUGCGAUCGAUUCUGUCAUCCAUCAGCUCAUCGAGUCCAUCUGUGACGACGCUGUCGCUCAAUGCGGAAAAGACGACCGGCGAAGAUGCUCAAGUUGCCGAUGCGACGAAUGUGAACUUUGAGAAUCUCCUGCCGUCCACGAAAGUUGAGGUAACAAAGGCAGAAACAGUGACGCCAAUGAGUCUCAAGACGACAACUGACAUCACCAAAGUUACAGUGCCGGAAAGGAAUUCACCUGCAGUGAGCAAUCCAACAACUGGUGGUUCUAUUCUCGUUGUGAAGCAAUUAUUGGCGGGAAACCAAUUGACAACGUCGCCAAAGACAAAAUCCACCGGCAAUUCGCCGGUGUCGCAAACAUCAGCCGGCGCACAGUCGGUCAUCAUCACUCAAGGGCAGCAGGGAAUACCGAAUUUGACGAAGAUCCAGGCGGAGAGCCAACAGCAGAAGGACAGAGCGAAAUCGCCGGGAGUUGUGAGCAUUCUCAGCAAUCAAUUGACAGGACAACACACGCGCAUCAUCAACUAUUCCGAUCUGCAGUACAGUUCGACUCAGCCGCCAGCUCUCGUGAUGACGUCCAGGCAGGGUGUAAUUUCUGGCACUGUUGUACCAAUCACGACGUCCACGGGUGGCGGUUCUGUGACGCCCACGAGCACGGCUAUCCAGUUCUCGGGCAGUAUUCUGGGCGCCACACUGUCGCAGCCGAGCUUCAAGGCGGCCACGCAGCAGCCGCCGAUGGGCAGCACACUGCUACACACGCAGCUGACCAGUGCUUUGAAGCGAUCCAAGUCUACGGAGGAGCAACCGGCGGCCGCGCCGGCGCUGAUUCACGGCACAAAAAGGCACAGCGUGGAGCUGACGAAUGUGGUGAAGAGCGAGCCGAUGGACACGAGUGAGGACGCGCCGGCGACUGUGACGCCGACGAAGGCGAGCGAGGGCGGAUGCAAGUUCUCCACGAUGACAGUAGCGCCGCCCGUAAAGUCUGAGGACUCGCAAAAUGUGCUGCUGAAGCAAUUGCUGCAGAAUUCAGGCAGUACGAGUACACCGUCGCCCACGCCGCCAGCGAUCGCGUCGCGCACCAUGCCGGGCUUGCGGGCGCCGAGUUUGGGUCUCGUGAGUUCGUUGGAGGCGCAAUUGGCGAGGCCAGCUUUGCCACCGGUGCCGUCGAAUGCCAGUCAAAUUCUUCCGCAGUCAUCGAACUCACCCACGCCGGCCGCCGCCACUCCGUCGCCGGUGUGCAGUGAAGUGAGUGCAACGAAGGCGACAAUGAGGACGCACAUCUUCAUGCAGAGAGAGACGUCUUUCGUAUCCAAGCCACCACAGUCACCGAGUCAACAGGCGGCGACGGUGCAGCAAACACAGCCGCAGAUUGUGACAACGUCGGCGUCUGCCAUAACUACAAGUGCCGCCGAGACGAAGAUGGUGAGUGUUAAGGAGGAGACGGUGAUUCCAACGGAGCCACCGCCGCCGUAUCCAACUCUGUCAUCAUCUCUAGACGCGGUGGCGCCGCCAAAUGUAGUGAUAAACAAGGACAUGUCGCUGCCGGUGGUCACGGCGGUGAAGCAAUCGACAUCUCCGCCGGAGACGGGCAGUGUUACGGGUCCACCAAGUCUGGCGGUGAUUGAUGUGAAGAAGGAGAUUGUCGAGGAGGUGGUUUCACCUGUUGUGACGACGACGCUGGGUGAGAAGUUGACGCCAAAGAUGCCUGAGGGCACUUUUACUGUGCCGAAGACAGAGUUGAUGGAUACAACGGAGGUAGCGGCGAGUGAUGUGGCGGCAGCAGCGGCAGCGAAGACGGCGCAAGAGACGGCACUGGAGCUGAAGAAGCGCAAGAGGCGAGAGUACCAGAAGAGUCGCCGGCAGAUGCAGAUACUGAGCAAAGAGGCGAUGAGCAGCAGCAGUAAGAAGCGACCACGCAAGUUCUCCAAAGUCGAGGAGGAUUAUGACACAUUCAUUGACAACUUGAUGGGACAAUUGAGGCAAUUGCCGCAUAUGCAGAUUCUGGAGCCGACGCUGUGCAGGAACUUCGGCGUGGGGCCGGUGUAUGGCACGGGUGAUUUGACGAAGAUGAGCUCGGCCAGGGAGUAUUCGAUCUGCGAGGGUGACAUGUUGGGCGAAUAUGGAAUGGCGGAGUUGCCGAAUGUGGCGGAUUUCUACAACACAAAGCCUUUCGGUAUGAAAUCGCCGCCGAGUGAGAAUGGCUCUGGCACGUCGACACACUAUGGAUUCUACGAUCAGGAAUUCGCACCGAUGAGCUUCGAUGUGGAGGAGGACAAUCGCUACAAGUAUGAGACACUGAUGAAGGAGCGCGACAAUGAGACGCCAGACACAGUUAUCAGUAGUUCGAGUCCUGAGUGCACAGCCUGGGAGCCACUGUAUUUGUAUCCGGGACUGAAGCUUAUCAAUGAGGAUUCGGAUGAUGAGGAGAAUGGCGUGUAUCGCAGUAUGUCACCGCAGAUUCCACUUGUGGCGCCCAUUCCCAUCCGUCUGAAGCCGGGAAUGUCAUUUGCGCGCGCCCUGAAUGUGUGCAACAAGGAGAAUGAGGGAUUGAAGGAUGUGCUGGGGGUGAAAUCGCGAUUUGGCUCACCGACACCGCUCAAGGACAACAGCAAUGUCACCGUGACGCUCACGCUAACGUCAUCAGCGGCGGAGGAUAUUAUGGGUGUGUUGAGGAAUUUGGCCAACAUCCUGCACAUUCCGGCGCCGACGGCGUAUCAGAUUGUCGAGCGCACGACGACGCCGCCGAGUCAGAAGUUGGGAUUGUACAGGACGAAGGGGAAGGAUGGCAAGGAGGGCGCUCCAAUUGAUAUCCAGACAAUUCUCAAUGGCGCUGCAAAGUUCUGUCGUCACUGUGAUGUUGUGAUACUGAACAGCAUGAUCAGGGCGAAGGCGUCAGAAUUCCCACUGUUGUCGACACUCAACAACGCCACGGAACUCAUCAAUGACACGGACGAUCUCUACUUCUGCAGUCGGGCGUGCUAUAAGCAAUUCCAGUGGCGUCCAACGAGCAUCCUGGAGGAGAGCAGAACAGAGGCCAAGAGUGGUGCGGCGCAGGAUGAGGAGAAGAGUGCGAAGGUGGAUGAUAAAUCUCUGUUCGGCGACGUGAUCAUGACAACAUCGACAACGUGUGAUCUGAAUGAUGAUGAUCUGAAGAUGGAAGUAGAUCUGGAUGAGACGGACAUCAAGGAGGCGACGAGUGGUAUUGAUCUCAAGGAGUUGGACAUCAAGCAGGAGUUGAGGGAUGAGGUGUCAAUGGAUGGGGACUUUGAGAAGCAUCCGAAGUUCAAGGGUGUGCGCUAUAAGAUGUUCUCGGGCAAUUGCUUCACGAUAGCGUCGAAGUACAAGAAGCCGACAGAUAAGGAGAUCACAGAGACACUGUUCCGCAUGAGCAUCACUGUGACGGCGAGCAAGAUGCCCGAGGAUACGCGCAAGUGCAUCUUCUGCCAUCAGAUUGGCGACGGUGUGGCCGAUGGACCGUCGCGCCUGCUGAACUUCGAUGUGGACAAGUGGGUGCAUCUGAAUUGCGCCCUGUGGUCGGACGGCGUGUAUGAGACAGUCAAUGGGGCGCUGAUGAAUCUCGAGAAUGCCCUGCAGGCAAGCCUCGUUCAGACUUGCGUGGUGUGCGGCAAUCUCGGUGCCACCAUUAAGUGCUUCAAGACACGCUGUACGAAUGUGUACCACUUGAAUUGUGCGCUGAAGGACAAUUGUGUGUUCUACAAGAAUAAGACCACUAUGUGCUCAUCGCAUGCGCCAAAGACGGAGAAGGACAAUGAAUUGACCACACUCAGUGUGCAGAGGCGCGUGUAUGUGGAGCGGGAUGAGAGUCGACAAGUGGCGAGUGUGAUGCAUCACUCAGAGCUGAGCAAUCUGAUGCGCGUGGGCAGUUUGAUCUUCCUAAAUGUUGGCCAAUUACUGCCGCACCAGCUGAUCGCCUUCCACACGCCCAACUACAUCUAUCCCAUCGGCUACAAGAUCAUCCGCUUCUACUGGUCCAUGCGACAGCCGAACAGGCGCUGUCGCUACAUCUGUAGCAUUGCCGAUGUCUCGGGAAGGCCGGAGUUUCGGGUGCUGGUGCAAGAGCCACAGCGUGAUGACAUUGAGCUGCGCGACUCGAGUCCACGAGCCGUGUGGCAGCGAAUUCUUGAGCCACUGGCGCAGAUGCGCAAAGAGAAUCAACUUAUCCAAGUCUUCCCAAAAUACGUCACGGGUGAGGAUCUAUUUGGCCUGACGGAGCCCGCCGUGGUGCGCAUUCUCGAGAGUCUGCCUGGCAUUGAGACACUGACGGACUAUCGCUUCAAGUAUGGGCGAAAUCCGCUGCUGGAGCUUCCGCUGGCCAUCAAUCCGUCUGGGGCGGCGCGCACGGAGCCCAAGCUGAAGCACAGCGUGGGCUGGAAGAAGCCACACACACAGCGCACGGGAUCAACGAGUCAGAGGCCGACAUUUGUGCCGACAGCAUCGAUUGCCGGCGAAGUGGCGUGUCCCUACAGCAAGCAAUUUGUGCACUCCAAGAGCUCGCAGUACAAGAAGAUGAAGCAGGAGUGGCGCAACAAUGUCUACUUGGCGCGCUCGAAGAUCCAGGGCUUGGGAUUGUAUGCGGCGCGUGAUCUGGAGAAGCACACGAUGGUGAUUGAGUACAUCGGAGAGGUGAUCAGGACGGAGUUGUCGGAGAGUCGCGAGAAGCAGUACGAGGCUAAGAAUCGAGGAAUUUACAUGUUCCGCUUGGACGAGGAUCGCGUCGUCGAUGCCACGCUCUGUGGCGGUUUGGCGCGCUACAUCAAUCACUCCUGCAAUCCAAAUUGCGUCACUGAAAUUGUCGAAGUUGAUCGUGAAUAUCGUAUUAUCAUAUUUGCGAAGAGGAGAAUUAAUCGUGGUGAAGAAUUGUCUUACGACUACAAAUUCGAUAUUGAGGAUGAUGCGCACAAGAUUUCUUGCAUGUGCGGAGCUCCGAAUUGCCGAAAGUGGAUGAACUAAAAGCGAACAUUCCUGUAUUUUUGAGACACCAUUGACAUCACACAGAGAGAGUUCUUCUAUUGAAGAGAGGAUACAGCAAAGAGCGCGAUCCAAAGGUAUUUUAGAGAUUGAGGGUGAAAGUGAUGAGUUUUCUUCUUUUUUUUUUACUGAGAAAGUGUACGGCAAUUUAUAUAUUUUUGAAUCAUUGUGAAGAUAUUGAUGGAAAUUGUGAGGAUUUUUUCUCCUUUUGAAUUGUGAAAUGCAUAAAAAAAAUAUUGUAUAGAAAAUACGAUUGAAGUAUUUUAAUAAUACAUAGAAGAGUAACAGAAGAGAAUCACUGAAAGUUUAAAUAAUGAGAGGUUAUAUUUGUAUAUAUAAUAUCUCAGAGAUCUUUAAAGUCCUUUUAUAUAAAUGAUAUAGAUUGUAAGUUGAUUAGAAUUGGAGAUUGUGUACAAUAUUGAAAGAAAAAGAAGAAGAAAGUGGAGGUGUAUUUUGUAAAGUUGCAAUUUCAACAUAAUUUUGUCUCAUCUUAAGUGUUAUCAAAAAAGUAUAAAAUGAGCUUUUCUACAAUAUAAAAAGAAAUCAACAAAAUGUACUUUACAAAUUGAGAUGCUGAGUGUAAUGAAAAUGGUAAUUUUUUAAAGAUAUUUAAUAAUGAAUAGAAAAUGUAUUUUUCUUUCGAAAUCCCUUUCUAUUAAGUUUAGAAAUUUAUACAAGGAUCAAAGUGAUGAAUCGAAUUAAUCACUUGAAUAUUUCUGGCGUUUAUCGUGAGGCCAGUUUAUGAUUUAAUGUGUGUGUGUAAUUUCUAUUGUCGAGAGAGAAAUGGCAGAAUUGUGUAAAGACGGAAUGUAAUUCAUUGUGUUUGCAAUUUGAGUUACCUCAGUGUUUCUUCGUGUUCAACAAAAAGGAUUAUAGAUGUAAAUAAGUUAGACGAUAGCACUCUAAAUGAAAAUGAAUUGUCCAUGUUAAUGAAUAGUACAGAGAUUGUUAAUUAAUGUGGAUACAAAAGGAAAUAAUACAGUCAAUAUGAAAUUAA